Molecule: messenger RNA, 1713 nt
Organism: Symbiodinium sp. CCMP2456
Lineage: Eukaryota; Dinophyceae; Suessiales; Symbiodiniaceae
Source: the annotation of a GenBank genome assembly
AUGACGGAGGCCGAGGCCGUGAUGCGCGACCAGUCCGGGUACAUCACCCACACCUCGAAGAAAGACUUUGGCCCGCUCGAGUUCACAGGGAAGAUUGCAGGCGGAAUGAGGAUGGACCUGAAGAGGCGUCUGCCGCUGUAUGCCAGCGACUGGACGGAUGCGUUUAAGGCUGAGAACAUCGAAAAAUCUGUGUCCUCCAUCAUGUAUUUGUUCAUAGCGGCAUUGGCACCGGCGAUCACCUUCGGCAGCCGCUUCUUGGACGGCACCAAUGGUCAGUUUGGAGUGCUGGAGAUGAUCAUGUCCACCUGCAUCAGCGGCGUACUUUUCUCUACAUUCGCAGGGCAGCCUUUGUCCAUCCUCGGAGCAACCGGCCCCUUCCUGGCCUACACCCUCGUCGUCUACGACCUGGCGGAAGCUGUCGACAUUGAGUUCAUGCCCUUCUACUUCUGGACGUGCAUGUGGUGCUCGCUCUUCACCAUCCUCGUCGCAGUUUUCGAUCUCUGCGCUCUCAUGAAGCACGUGACGAUGUUCAGUGAAGACAUCUUCGCUGGAUUGAUAUCACUCAUCUUCAUCAUCGAUGGAGCGAGGCCCCUCAUUGAGAAUUUUGCAGAUGGUGUAAUGCCCCUGACCAAUGCCAUGUUCGAGAUGCUUCUCUUCCUCCUUACCUUUGGAUUGGCGACCUAUUUGUCCCACUUCCGGCGCAAGCCUUGGGCGCUCCGGUCUAUCCGCAACCUCCUGGCCAACUUCGCGGUGACCAUCGCCCUCGUUGUCGCAUCAGCGGUUGCUGCGAUCUACUCCAACGAGACAAACCUGAGGAUGUUGCAAGUGGACGCAGACUUCUCGCCAAACCUGGCCCUCUCCGAUGGCAGCAAGCGCCCCUGGAUCGUGAACCCCGCGGGCAUCGAGAGGCCCUUCCCUGCCUGGGCCAUUCCUUAUGCCAUUCUUCCAGCAAUUGGCUUUGCAGUGUUGGGGUACCUGGACCAGAACUUGACCUCUGUGAUUGUGAAUAGGCCCUCCAACAAUCUCAAAAAGGGUCCUGGAUAUCAUCUUGACCUCUUUGUCCGCGGAGCACUUACGCUGCCAGCUUGCGCCGUGCUCGGCCUCCCCCUUUCUGUGGCCUCCACCGUGCCGAGCAUUACUCACGUGAUCUCUUUGACCACCUACGAUGUUCAGGAGAUGCCGGGGGGCGGUGAGCGUAAAGUGCCGGUGAAGGUGGUGGAGCAACGCGCGACGAACUUUUUGAUACAUGUGCUCAUUGGCCUCGCACUCUUCCUUGCCCCGGCGCUGAAGCUCCUGCCGCGGUCGGUGCUGCAGGGUGUUUUCUUCUACAUGGGAAUCGCCAGCUUGACCGGCAACAACCUCUUUGACCGGCUCAAACUCUGGCUUAUUUGGGACCCGACCAAAUACCCACAGUACCACUACGUGCAGAAGCUUCCCAUCAUGCGUGUGCACUUGUACACCCUCGUCCAAGUGGUUUGCCUCGCCAUCUUGUAUGGCCUCAAGGCCAUCAAGGAGACCUCGGUCGUGUUCCCUUUUUUCAUGGCCUCCUUGGCCAUCGUCCGCAAGGGAAUGAGGUACAUGUUCACUGACGAGGAGCUCAAGGAGCUGGACGGUCUCCCGGGACAGGAGGAGGAGGAGGAGGAAGAGGAGGGACCCAAGCCGGAUCUCUUGAACCUGGACGUGAAGCCUGCCGGUCAGGACAAGGAAGCCUAA